CCCCAGCUCCUAUGUUCUUGCUUUUUCACUCUUCUUCCAUGAGGAAUAUCAAGAAAUUACCAUAUCUGAAAUGACCCCCACGCCCUUCUCCUUCACCGUUUCCCUCCUCGCCACCAUCAUCGUCUCGUUAACGACGGAAUCCGAUGUUGUUACCGCUCUGGGAUCGGCCUCCACGGUUGCUGUCACAUUCGGCACGGGAACCGUUUGUGGGAUUAUAGCUGGUGAUCCAACACAGAAAGUCCAGUGCUACCAAAAGGGACUCAUUGUGUCGGUAUUGCCGAACGUGUCGUUUGAGGCAAUCUCCGGUGGCAGAACCUUCUUUUGUGGCCUUAGAUCAGGUGGUUCCAGCAUCCACUGUUGGGAGACUCAAACUUUGGUGAAUUCAUCAAGUUUUAGGCCAAAACGUAUAUAUUCGAACUACGGAGUCCCGUUGACCGACUUGGCCGUGGGUGAUGAUCAUGUUUGUGCUAGAGAAGUCGGUUCGGGUAUUGCUAGAUGCUGGAGAGGAAAGGGCGGUUCGGCAUUUCCGUCACCCGGUAUCGGCUUAAAGUUUCGUGGAAUCACCUCAGGGAGUGGUUUUAGUUGUGGGAUUUUGAGGAAUGAUAGUAGAGUUAUCUGUUGGGGUGCUAAUAAGAUUGGAGUUGAAAUCCAAAGACAAUUUGGUAACUUGUCAAUGUCGAGUUUGGUCGCUGGAGAUUCACAUGCUUGUGGAUUGACUACGACAGAGUUCCUGGUUUGCAAAGGGAACAACGACACCGGACAACUCGAUGUCACUCGCGGUCAGGCUUUCGAAUUUUCCGGUCUUUCAUUGGGACGGAAUUUCAGCUGCGGUAUCAGAAGAAGAAACGGACUGGUUCUAUGCUGGGGAGGAGGUAAUACAAGUAGAGUGGCAGAUGUUUCAUUUGAGUCAAUUGUCGGUGGUUUGGAUUUCAUUUGCGGCUUGACAACAAGGAAUUUGACACUGAUCUGUUGGGGAAAUGGAUGGUUUAAUUCAGAAAAUGUUGUUCCUCUAGGAAUGGUGAUUCCAGGUCCAUGUGUUCAGAGUUCAUGUAAUUGUGGUACCUAUCUGAAUUCUGAGACAUUGUGUUAUGCUUCAGGGAACAUUUGCAAACCGUGUAGGACCGAGCUUCCGAUUCCGGUGCCAUUGACACCGAUACUACCACCUAGUCCAUCACAAGGAUCACUGCCAUUUUCUCAAUCGAGUAAAGGCAUCAACAAGCUUUCCUUGGCAUUUUUUAUCGUCGGAUCAAUCGGAGCUUUUGCAGGGAUUUGCACUAUCAUCUACAGUUCACACCAAGGACUAUAUCGGUUCUUGCUUUGCCGGACUCAUAAUCCGGUGCAACCGACGGUUGCUGAUGCAAACAUAGUGACCGCUGUUGUGGAUAACAAUGACUCCAUUGCCCCACCUUUGAGAUCAUUCUCCAUCAGGCGCAACAGUUCGAGGAGACUAGUACGGCAAAGAAGUGGAUCAUCAUCAUCAAAACAAGCAGAGAGAACCCAAAACUUUUCAUUCUCGGAGCUCGCGAAUGCUUCAAACAACUUCUCAAUCAAAAACCGGAUCGGUUCUGGCAGCUUUGGGGUUGUCUACAAAGGCAAACUUCAAGAUGGUCGUCAGGUCGCCAUUAAAAGAGGUGAAAGUGAAACAUCUGCUCACAAAGUGAAGAAGUUCCAAGAGAAAGAAACCGCAUUCGAGUCUGAAUUAGCUUUGUUAUCAAGGCUUCACCACAAACAUUUAGUCGGAUUAGUCGGAUUCUGCCACGAAAACGAUGAGAGGCUUCUGGUUUACGAGUACAUGAGCAACGGAUCGCUCUACGAUCAUCUGCAUAACAAGGACAACAUCAAAAAGUCGAGCAGCAUAGUGAAUUCCUGGAGAAUGAGGAUCAAAAUUGCAUUAGAUGCAGCAAGAGGGAUUCACUACCUCCAUAACUAUGCAAUGCCACCUAUAAUUCACAGAGACAUAAAGUCAUCCAAUAUACUAUUAGACGCGAAUUGGACAGCUAGAGUUUCGGAUUUCGGACUAUCACUAAUGGGACCUGAAUCUGAUCAAGAAUUUAUGUCAACCGGCGCAGUUGGGACAGUUGGGUACAUUGAUCCUGAAUACUACGUACUCAAUGUAUUGACACCCAAAAGCGAUAUUUAUGGUUUUGGUGUGGUAUUGUUAGAGCUUCUGACAGGGAAAAGAGCUGUUUUCAGAAACAAAGAUGGCAGCGGGCCAAUCGGGGUAUUCGAAUACGCCACCCCGAGGAUAUCAAAUGGGGAUCUCCGGACAGUGCUCGAUACGAGGAUCGGGGUUCCGGAGGCUCACGAGGCUGAGGCUGUGGAACUCAUGGCCCAUACAGCUAUAAAUUGUGUGAAUUUGGAGGGAAAAGAGAGGCCUAACAUGACAGACAUUGUUGCCAACUUGGAGAAAGCUCUAACACUCUGUGAGAAUAGCCCUGCUAGCCUCUCUUCUGCAACCAUGUCCCUUCCUUCGGAUUGAUUCUUCUUUUCAGUAGAAACCAAGAAUUUUCAUUCUUCUUCUUAUUAUUCUUUGACUGUAAAUGAAGGUGUUUUUGCAGAUCAAUUGUCCAUGUAACCUUGUUUUGGUUGUUUCAUAUCGCUAUUGCAGACGUAACAAAAACAAUGAUCCUAACUUCGUAUCGGUAAAUGACCGAGG
Messenger RNA from Hibiscus syriacus, 2656 nucleotides. Its product is annotated as putative serine/threonine-protein kinase-like protein CCR3. The record is from RefSeq and is a predicted model, not a curated record. Gene Ontology annotation, molecular function: protein serine/threonine kinase activity; ATP binding. Bases 71 to 2479 code for a protein of 802 amino acids. Gene Ontology annotation, biological process: protein phosphorylation. The transcript has a single exon. Lineage: Eukaryota; Viridiplantae; Streptophyta; Magnoliopsida; Malvales; Malvaceae.